Molecule: messenger RNA, 525 nt
Organism: Dentiscutata heterogama
Lineage: Eukaryota; Fungi; Glomeromycota; Glomeromycetes; Diversisporales; Gigasporaceae
Source: the annotation of a GenBank genome assembly
CUUCAUUGACUAUUACGAGUAGGUCCUUGGCUAGUGUUGCUAAUAAUUCACAAAAUAGCAAUGGGAAAGAAGGAUUCGGAACCAAAGCAUGGAGAAAUACCUUACUUAUUUGUCUCGCAGGAUUCGCCUGGUAUCAUCUUGAUCGCUAUCUUACAAAAAAUGGGGAGGUGAAACAUCCGAUCACAGAGAUUAUCGAAUCUCUUAUGACUCCAGAUUCAGAAUGGAAACGGAUUAAUUCAGUUAAUAGAAAAACAGCAAAUAUUUUAGCAAAUGACAGACUCUUGUUUGGAGAGGCUAAACGGCCUCCAAUUCAUAGACUGAUGCAUCCAGAAUGCUUUGAAAGAACUAGUCCGUUUCUAAUUGAGCCUGGAACUGAUGUUGAUUUAUCAGAUUUAUUAAAUGAAAAUCGAAUAAUAAAAUCGAGCAAUAGAAUAUCUGAUGACGUGAAAGGGAUAAAGGGUAAAAUUUAUAAAUCACCUACACAUAUUUCAAUGUAUCUCUUGUUGAAGGAUUUCAUGAUAGAAU